This is a messenger RNA of Cygnus atratus (black swan), 1813 nucleotides long. It is a transcript of the gene GTF2H2, whose product is annotated as general transcription factor IIH subunit 2. Gene Ontology annotation, biological process: regulation of transcription by RNA polymerase II; nucleotide-excision repair; DNA-templated transcription. Gene Ontology annotation, molecular function: zinc ion binding. The coding region runs from base 257 to 1444 and encodes 395 amino acids. The record is from RefSeq and is a predicted model, not a curated record. Gene Ontology annotation, cellular component: transcription factor TFIIH holo complex; transcription factor TFIIH core complex. NCBI's taxonomy places the organism in Eukaryota, Metazoa, Chordata, Aves, Anseriformes, Anatidae. The transcript is spliced from 15 exons.
GGGCUUGGCGGCAGCACCGCGGCGAAGGGGAGCGGGGUGGCGCUUCCGUGCGCGGCCGGACGGUGGCGGCGGGUGAAGCGUGUGGUGCGGCGGGGCCCGCACCCGUCCCCGGGGCACCCUCGGGUCCCGUCCCGUCCCGUCCCGUCCCGUCCCGUCCUCACAGCCCCCUCAGCCCGCUCCGCAGAGGCGUCUCUGCCAGCGGCAGACGUGCCCGCAUUUCCUCGUCCCGCGGUGCUGUCAGGGCAGGGCCGCGGCCAUGGAUGAGGAGCCCGAAAGGACCAAGCGCUGGGAAGGAGGCUACGAGAGAACAUGGGAGAUCCUCAAGGAGGACGAAUCGGGAUCGCUGAAAGCGACCAUCGAGGACAUUCUGUUCAAGGCCAAGAGGAAAAGACUCUACGAACACCAUGGACAAGUUCGACUGGGAAUGAUGCGUCACCUUUAUGUGGUUGUUGAUGGAUCAAGGACUAUGGAGGACCAGGAUUUAAAACCAAACAGACUUACCUGCACUUUGAAGUUACUGGAAUAUUUUGUUGAAGAGUACUUUGACCAAAAUCCUAUUAGUCAGAUGGGCUUAAUUGUAACCAAGAGUAAAAGAGCUGAAAAAAUGACAGAACUUUCAGGUAACUCAAAAAAGCACAUAACUGCUCUGAAGAAAGCAGUGGAUAUGAACUGCCAUGGAGAGCCGUCUCUAUAUAAUUCCCUAAAUUUGGCCAUGCAGACUUUAAAGCACAUGCCAGGACAUACAAGCAGAGAGGUUUUGGUAGUCUUCAGCAGUCUGACAACAUGUGAUCCAACCAACAUCUAUGAUCUAAUUAAGUGUUUAAAAGCAGUUAAGAUCAGAGUGUCUGUCAUCGGUCUAAGUGCUGAAGUUCGAGUUUGUACAGUACUUGCCCGGGAAACUGGUGGAACAUACCAUGUUAUUUUAGAUGAAAGUCAUUAUAAGGAACUGCUAAUGCAUCAUGUUAGUCCUCCACCUGCCAGUUCAAGUUCCGAGUGCUCCCUAAUUCGAAUGGGUUUUCCUCAGCACACUAUUGCUUCCCUCUCUGAUCAAGAUGCAAAGCCAUCCUUUAGCAUGGCGCAAUUGGAAAACAACAGUGAGCCAGGUCUUACGCUGGGUGGGUACUUCUGUCCCCAGUGCAGAGCAAAAUACUCUGAACUUCCUGUGGAGUGCAAAAUCUGUGGUCUUACAUUAGUGUCUGCACCUCAUCUAGCUCGAUCUUACCAUCACUUGUUCCCUUUGGAUGCCUUUCAGGAAAUUCCACUGGAAGAAUAUCAGGGAGAACGGUAUUGUCAAGGGUGCCAUGGAGAAAUCAAAGAUCAAAAUGUUUAUAUAUGUAAAGUAUGCCAGAAUGCAUUUUGCGUGGAGUGCGACAUGUUUGUUCACGAUUCUCUGCACUGCUGUCCUGGCUGUAUUCAUGAGCACCCUGCUCCCAUAUCUGUAUGAUGUCAUCUCUUUUUUAGAGACUGUCAUGUCAGUUUCAUUCUUGUAUAAAUCCAUUUUGUUUAUUCAGCCUUGGCUUUCAGUGAGGUGCCUCAGAACAAGAAGGGCCUGGAUGAUUACAGAAGGAUGAACACGGGUUUGAGAGCAAAUUUUGUUUUUACUUAAUGUAUUAAUGAUUUUUACUGUUAAUAUAUUCCUGAAUUAUCUGUAUCUGAUUUAUUUUUAGAGUUCUGAGUUUUUCUGAGUGUUACUGUUGGUAACGUGUACAUUUGUAAAUGUGAAAGUGAUAAAACUGGUUUGUAUUUUAACGUGAUGAUUUGUGUUUGAUUUGUUCAAAAAAAGAAGCCCUGAAAAUAUAUUUUAUCUAUUGUU